AUGGUCACAGAGACUUCGGACUUGGACGCCAACAAGGGCAUUGCUUAUCGACAUUUGUCGCUGUAUGAAGUCAACACGAAGCUGCCGAAAGCACCAGGGGGCAGCGUGGCCUUGCCGGAGGGCGCCUUUUGGCUGCUGGUCACAGGUGAGGAGCCCUCCGCUGAGGAGGUCAAGGGCAUGACUGAGGAGCUCCACAAGCGCGCGACGAUCCCUGCGAACGUCAUGACGACCAUCGAUUCGUUGCCCAAAGAGACUCACCCGAUGACUCAGCUCUCAGUCGCUAUGUUGGCCUUGCAAAAGGACUCCAAGUUUUUCAAGAAGUAUCAGGAGGGCAUGAAGAAGGAUGACUAUUGGUCCUACGCCCUGGAGGAUUGCCUCGAUGUGGUCGCCAAGGUCCCCAUCAUCGCGGCCAAGAUCUACCGACGCACCUUCCACGAUGGGAAGCUCCCAGAGUACGACCCCAAAUUGGACUGGGCCGCCAACUUCGCGCAGAUGUUGGGCAUCAACCAGAGUGAGGAUUUCAAGGAAGCCAUGCGCCUCUAUUUGAUGCUUCAUGCAGACCACGAGGGAGGGAACGUCUCGGCCCACGCCACACAUUUGGUGGGCUCCGCUUUAAGCGAUCCGUACUACGCCUGGGCCGCGGGCCUCUGUGGCCUGGCCGGUCCCCUCCAUGGCCUCGCCAACCAGGAGUGCUUGUCCUGGCUUUUGGACGUCCAGAAGCAGCUGGGGGGUCAGAAGCCCACCAAGGAGAGAUGGGCAUUGUCCAAGAUGCUCGUUGUCUUUGGAAACUCGAGUCAUUCAGAGGAUUUGAUGACCGAUUUCGCCAACAAGACCCUGAAGGAGGGUAAGGUGAUCCCCGGCUUCGGCCAUGCGGUGCUGCGGAACACCGACCCCCGCUACAUGUUGGAGCGUGAGUUUGCCUUGAAGCAUUGCACGGAAGACCCAUUGUUUCAGCUGGUGGAUUCUUGCUAUCAAGCUAUCCCUCCAGUGCUGCUGAAGCAGGGGAAGGUGAAGAACCCGUUUCCCAAUGUGGAUGCGCACUCGGGGCAGCUCAUGCAUUUCUAUAACCUCAAAGAGCAGAAUUUCUACACCGUGGUCUUCGCUGUGUCACGGACCUUAGGCGUCAUGGCGCAGUACAUUUGGUCCAGGGCCGUGAGCCUUCCCAUUGAGCGGCCCAAGUCCCUCCCCUUAGAUGAGCUCAUGAUCCUUGCGAAGAAGCACCGUUGGCAGCGGGAGAAGGGUCUGGUCAUCAACUACGCCGACCCGGCGACGGCUGCGGGCACCGCUGUGCUCGGCUUGGGCUUGGUGGUGCUGCCCUUGUUGAGCAAACUCAAUCAGAUUCAAGCUGAAGAGACCUUCCAGUACAAAUACCAUGGAGAGACGAAUCCCAGGCAGCCCUUGCGGCUCUUCACUGAGUCCGAGCUGCGGCAGCGGCUGGGGAGCCUGGACGCCCAUUGCGUGGCCAAGGAGAUCGUCAUGAGCACCGAAGAGCUGGACGAACACAUGGAGGCAUCCAGCAUGGAGGAGACGGACGAUGAGGUGGGACGGAUCCAGAAGUGGCGGGACUCAGUGAAUGGUCACUUGCGGAGCUUGCAGAAGCGCUCGGCACUGGCAUUUUUGGGGUUGCCACCGGACUCCAGCAUGAAUGACAUCAAUGCAGUGUACAAGAAGAUGGCACUGGAGCUACAUCCGGACAAAGGGGGCGACCCUGAGAAGUUCCAAGAGUUGCAGGAGAUGAAGGAGCGGCUCACAGAGAUCGAGAAAGAAGAAGAAAAUCCUGAUGGAAAGAAAGAGAACGAAGACGAUCCAGAAGAAGAGGAGGCGAAGAAGCAGAAAGAGAAGGAAGAAGAGGAAGAGAAGAACCGCUUGCCCCCCAACGAGCGAGUGAAGAAGCUUCGCAUGGAGGUACAUGACAACACAGUGCGCCUGUGGGAAAAGGCCAAGAAGUCCAGAGAUGAGAUCGUGGGUGAAAAGGCCUUGAAGACCAACGCACAGCCGGCUCUCAACAUCCUGCGGCUCUUCGUCGACCGCUUCGUGGCCAGCGAGAUCAAGACGCUGCGCCAUGAUGACACUCGAGGGGCCGAGGCCAAGUUGAGGAAGUUUCUCAAGCAGGGCGCCGAGAUCUUGUGCGUCGCGGCAUUGGCUGACGUCCAGGCCACGCUCUCCACAUUGGCCAUGCACUUCAACUACCGCCUCAUCGCACGGAGUGGCUCCCCAGAGAUCAAGAACCGCUGUGCGGCGCUCCUGGAGGCCGUCGGUGAGGUGCCGCGGAACGUGGAGAGCUUCCUGCAACAGAUGGAGGCCGAUUUGGCAGAUCAGAAGGAGCGCGACCUGCGCCGCAAGGAGGAGCGCGCCGCCGCCCAGCGGCGCCGCGAGGCGCGCGGCGACUUCGGCGGCGAUGCCGGGGAGACAACGGGAGCAGCGGCGCCGAAGGCGGAAGCGAAGGCAAAGGCCAAGGCAGGGCCCAAGCCGGAGCCGAAAGCAGAGAAAGAGAGUGCCAAGGAGACCGCUGCGCCGAAGGCGGCACUUGAAGCACCGGUGUGGUUGUUGCGUUUGAACGGGAAUGGAUGGUUCUUUCUUUUGGAGCGCUCCAGAAUCUGCAACAUCCAUCAAAAACCUGCCAAAACCUGCCAUCAGUAG
This is a messenger RNA of Durusdinium trenchii, 2640 nucleotides long. Lineage: Eukaryota; Dinophyceae; Suessiales; Symbiodiniaceae. The record is from the annotation of a GenBank genome assembly.